Messenger RNA from Paramecium sonneborni, 3734 nucleotides. The record is from the annotation of a GenBank genome assembly. NCBI's taxonomy places the organism in Eukaryota, Ciliophora, Oligohymenophorea, Peniculida, Parameciidae.
AUGCAAUUUUAUGAUUUCCUCCCUGCUCCAAAUCCCUUAAUUUAGGCCACAGAUCCUGAAUUGAAUACUAAAAUGUAUGCAAAAUAAGUUAAUUAGAAUGUAGAUUAAAAAAAGAGAUGAAUUUAGUGAAAGAGAUUCAUUUAUGAACCUCUGGGAUUAUUUUACAGAUAAUAAAUAGAAUCUCAUUUAUUAACGUUAUGAUAAUUAUCCUUGGUCUAUGAUUCCUUUAAACAAUCAUCGUUUUGCAGCAUCUUGUUUCUUCGAUUGCAAAAAGUUGAUAUCCUUAAACAGAGAAAUUAAAUUAACCGAAUUUUAAUCAAUCUUGUAUAAAAACCUAUUUCCCACUACAAUGAAACAAAAGGAAUUUAAAACUUUGUAACUUGAAUAACACUCUAAGAACUAUGAUGGGUUGAAAUUCGAUUCACAUUUUGAAAGUUCAAAUUUGUUUGCAUCAUUUAGAAUUAGUUCAUAAGAAUAUGAUUUAGUUAUGCAAAAUGAUACUAAUUCUAAAGGACAUACUUAAUGGUUUUAUUUUUCUGUUGAAAAUACUUAGAAAAAUGUUGUUGUUACAUUUAACAUUAUAAACUUUGUAAUUACCAUUAUAUCAUAAAGCCUAACAGAUAAAAAAUGACUCACUAUUUAAUAAGGGAUAGCGACCAGUUAUCUAUUCAAAUAAAUCCUAGAAAAAUAAAGGAGUCGGUUGGGUAAAAGCUGGUACUAAUGUUGUUUAUUUUAAAAAUAAAUAUAAACGAGAAAAUAGUACUACAAAAACAUAUUAUACGUUAACUUUCUCUUAUAAAUUUGAGUAUUCAAAUGAUAAAGUCUAUUUUGCAUAAUGUUAUCCUUAUACUUAUUCGCAAUUAAAUUUAUUUAUUGAUAGAGUUAUUAAAACAAAUAAAGUAAAAUUUAUUCUUAUAAAAGCAUUCUGUUGUAAAAGAGUUAUGCAAGACUAUGACAAAAUAAUACUGUCCUUUAAUUACAAUCGGAAAUGGGAAAAAAGCAAUAUUAUUGAUGGCAAGAUAACAUCCUGGAGAAACUCCAAGUUCUUUUGCAAUAGAAGGAGCUAUUGAAUUUUUAAUUAGAAAUUGUAUAGAGGCUGAAAUUUUAAGAAAUUAUUUUACUAUAUACAUAAUACCCAUGAUUAACCCAGAUGGAGUAAUUUUUGGAAAUUAUAGAUGUAAUUUAUAUGGAACUGAUCUGAAUAGAAACUGGGUAAAUCCACAUAAGGAAUUACAUGAUUCUGUUUGGUAUAUUAGAGAUUUAAUUAAGUAAAUUAAUUAAACAAAUGACUUAAGUAUGAUAAUUGAUUUUCAUGGGCAUUCAAGAAAGUAUAAGAUUGUCUAAAAAUAGAUUUAAUAGCUUUUUUUAUGGCAAUAGUGGAGNAUAAUAAAUAGAAUCUCAUUUAUUAACGUUAUGAUAAUUAUCCUUGGUCUAUGAUUCCUUUAAACAAUCAUCGUUUUGCAGCAUCUUGUUUCUUCGAUUGCAAAAAGUUGAUAUCCUUAAACAGAGAAAUUAAAUUAACCGAAUUUUAAUCAAUCUUGUAUAAAAACCUAUUUCCCACUACAAUGAAACAAAAGGAAUUUAAAACUUUGUAACUUGAAUAACACUCUAAGAACUAUGAUGGGUUGAAAUUCGAUUCACAUUUUGAAAGUUCAAAUUUGUUUGCAUCAUUUAGAAUUAGUUCAUAAGAAUAUGAUUUAGUUAUGCAAAAUGAUACUAAUUCUAAAGGACAUACUUAAUGGUUUUAUUUUUCUGUUGAAAAUACUUAGAAAAAUGUUGUUGUUACAUUUAACAUUAUAAACUUUGUAAUUACCAUUAUAUCAUAAAGCCUAACAGAUAAAAAAUGACUCACUAUUUAAUAAGGGAUAGCGACCAGUUAUCUAUUCAAAUAAAUCCUAGAAAAAUAAAGGAGUCGGUUGGGUAAAAGCUGGUACUAAUGUUGUUUAUUUUAAAAAUAAAUAUAAACGAGAAAAUAGUACUACAAAAACAUAUUAUACGUUAACUUUCUCUUAUAAAUUUGAGUAUUCAAAUGAUAAAGUCUAUUUUGCAUAAUGUUAUCCUUAUACUUAUUCGCAAUUAAAUUUAUUUAUUGAUAGAGUUAUUAAAACAAAUAAAGUAAAAUUUAUUCUUAUAAAAGCAUUCUGUUGUAAAAGAGUUAUGCAAGACUAUGACAAAAUAAUACUGUCCUUUAAUUACAAUCGGAAAUGGGAAAAAAGCAAUAUUAUUGAUGGCAAGAUAACAUCCUGGAGAAACUCCAAGUUCUUUUGCAAUAGAAGGAGCUAUUGAAUUUUUAAUUAGAAAUUGUAUAGAGGCUGAAAUUUUAAGAAAUUAUUUUACUAUAUACAUAAUACCCAUGAUUAACCCAGAUGGAGUAAUUUUUGGAAAUUAUAGAUGUAAUUUAUAUGGAACUGAUCUGAAUAGAAACUGGGUAAAUCCACAUAAGGAAUUACAUGAUUCUGUUUGGUAUAUUAGAGAUUUAAUUAAGUAAAUUAAUUAAACAAAUGACUUAAGUAUGAUAAUUGAUUUUCAUGGGCAUUCAAGAAAGUAUAAGAUUGUCUAAAAAUAGAUUUAAUAGCUUUUUUUAUGGCAAUAGUGGAGCAGAUUCAUUAAAAAUAUUUCCUUUAAUAUGUUCUAAAAUAUCAAAAAUGGUAAAUUUAAGAGAUUGUUCUUUUAAUAUUCAUGAAAGUAAAAAGAAGACUGCAAGAGCUGCUUUAUAAGAGGAAGUUAAAAGUGGAUAUAUUUAUACAAUAGAAUCAUCUUUUCAUGCAUAUAAAAGAUAAUUUACAUAGGAUUUUACAGAUUUUCAUUAUAAAGAAUUAGGUGCAGAUAUUGUACUUUCAAUAUUUAAAUUAUAUUAAUAAGAAAUGAUUUAAUUUACUUUUGAGUAGAAUUUACAUAUUAAAUUACCUUGUACUAUAGAUUAAUAACAAAAUAAUGACUUAGACAUAUUUAUUAAAAAUUAUGAUUUAAGUUCAUUAAAAUUAAAUUAAGAUGAUUCAGGUAGUGAUUCUAAUCCUGAAGAGGAUGUACUUUAAGAAUCAGAAUAGAUAUCGAUAGCAGAUUGUAAAAAGUAGAGUAAAUCAUUAAUAAUAUCAAAAAAGAAAAUGUUUAAGAUAGAUAAAAGUACUUAAACAGACAUAUCACAUUUUUAAAAUUUAAUGUUAGAUGAAAAGGUCUUAUAAAAAAUUGAAGAAUAAGUGAAAACACUGAGAAAGAAUUAUAAUAUGGAGACAUUAGGUGUAUUAAGUAAUGAUGUAGAAUUGUAGGAAGGAUAGAAGUGUGAAUUUUAAUAAACCGAAAUAUCAUUGUAAUAGAUUUUGGGAAGAAUGUAAGUAUAUCAUGUAAGAGUGUCAAAUAAGUAAGAUAGUUUAAUUAAAAUAAGGAAUUCUAUGUUUUAGCAUUAAUUUACAACUUAAUCUAGUAAACCAGUAGUAAUAGUAUUAAAGAAUCCAUAUUCAAAAUAGUAGUUGCAAUAAAAUUAAUUAAAUUAAUAUCAAUAAGAAUAGUUAUCAUUAAAAAACAGACGAAGAGUAGCUUCAAUAAAUGGAAGAUGUUCAAUCGAAUCAAAAAGAUAAGCAAACGAUAGAAAAUACAGCAUAUAGCAUUAUCAUGGAUAUAGUUAUUAAUAAAACACCCCAAUGAAUUAUGUGACAUAAGAAAUAACAUUUGAUAAGAUAGCAAAUUUUAGCAAAGCUAGAUUUAAUGAUAAAUAAAUAAUUAAAAACUAAUUUUGA